UGCACCCGCACCAGAUCACGAGUGGGAACGCCGUGCUCAACAACCCCUACAAUCGCUAGCCAUAUUAGAUCAGACCAUCCUUGAUAUAUUGAUAGCCUAUCAAACAUAUUUUGAACCUACUCGCUUCUGUCUUUUGCGACUUCACUUGGUGGGUACGAUUCAUAUUAAGAGGUGCUACUGGUUAAAGCGUUGCCAAACUCCGAACACCUGUGGCAUCUUCAGACUAAUGACAACAUCUUACUAUGAUACACCAACAUUUUGUACCUUUAAUAUACCUAGGCUAAUACACGGAGGCCUUGGUGAUCCACUGCUUGUAGAUACGAAAGCUCAUUAAACGAAACCUUCCAUUCUAUCCAGAACCACUUGAACUAUUUACUGAAGAAUAGAAUUUGCGUGGGAGAUUUAUCUUAACAAGGUCGUGCCCAAUGUUAACCCUCAUACUUUCGUUUUUAUUGUCGACAGUUUCAGCUUUAGAUAUCUCUGGUUACACGCUUGAACAUAGGUUCAGGGAGAAUGGGGCUUUCAGUCAAAUGGAUGGAACUUCGAUUAAAUCAUCAUCUGGAGUUCUAACUUUAGUUUCCGGGGGUCACAUCUUUUCAACUGAUGAAAAACAGCAGCUGCAGGAGUCUGCAAGGGCCGGGUACAUGUAUAGCGUUCGUAUGCCUGUUAAAAACGAAGAAUAUAUUGAAGCUUCGAUUCGUUCGUGCCAAAUUAUUGCCUCUAGGAUGAGAUUAAAGCUCACAGUUAGCGUUAAUGACGCCGGGGACCCAAUUGCAAUACAUAUGAGCACUCCGAAGUACGAUUGCUCAUAUGACAUUUCUGAGAGUUUUAUGAACCUCCCGGAUUUAUCUAUCAGUUUAGCAUUGCAAAAACCAAAAUUAGGACCAAGUCCUGAAACUGCAAAGUAUCUAGAGAAACUCGAGAAGCAACGCGAAGAAAUGGCUCGUGCCGAGCAAAGUGACAAUCGUUCUUUCUUUGCUAAAUAUUCAGCCAUUCCUGUCGGUGUUUCUUUAAAUCCGGGCUAUCAGACUUCAGUUCAUUUACAAGUACGUUCCGUACAAUUUACUUUUUAUCACUCUAACUGCAUUAUGAUUGAAAUUCAUCUUAUCAUUCUUUUAUUGGUUAACACUAUCUGCUCCAAACGCCCCCUCACUAUAAAAUAAGAGUUCGUUGAGUUUAUUAUCUUAAACAUAUAGAUUCACUGGCCUUUCAUCUGAAUUUCAUUUCACUGACUAUGAAUCAGCUGUUGUAGUGUUUAUACUCGACUAAUUGAUCUAAGAGUUAGGUCGACUGUAGACACCAAGAUUAUUACGUCUAGUUGAUUUUUUACCUUGUUUUACGAUCUGUGCUUAUUUACAUGAGGUCUAUAUCAGACAGUAAAAUCAACCACAACACAGACUCUAGGACCUAUAAUUGAAAUUCAGUAGAUCUAGCAAAAUACUGAGGAAAUACCAGUAGUAUAAUUCUAAAUGUGGCAGAUUUCUACAAACCGGCAGAAUAUACUUAAGUCUAGAAACAUAUUAUAAAUCAAACUUUAACCGAACUGAUUGAAGAGAUUUAGGGACAAG
Schistosoma curassoni is the source of this 1568-nucleotide messenger RNA. NCBI's taxonomy places the organism in Eukaryota, Metazoa, Platyhelminthes, Trematoda, Strigeidida, Schistosomatidae. The record is from the annotation of a GenBank genome assembly.